This is a messenger RNA of Cydia splendana, 319 nucleotides long. RefSeq lists its product as uncharacterized. Gene Ontology annotation, cellular component: nucleus. Gene Ontology annotation, molecular function: zinc ion binding. Bases 17 to 319 code for a protein of 100 amino acids. The transcript has 2 exons. Lineage: Eukaryota; Metazoa; Arthropoda; Insecta; Lepidoptera; Tortricidae. The record is from RefSeq and is a predicted model, not a curated record.
CAUAUCGGUUGUGGUGAUGGACGUGAUGCAUGCGUGUCGCUGCUGCCUGCGGUGUGCUCCGGACUUGGACCUGACGACGCCGUACACACAUCUCGGCAUGACGGAGAUAUAUGCCGACAUGAUCAAAGAGUGCUUUGACAUAAAUCUGGUGGUAGGCGGCUCGGGCUCGUGCGGCAUCUGCUCGGCGUGCGUGGGCCGCCUGCGAGACGCGAGCGACUUCAAGCUGCAAGUGCAGCGCAGCCAGGCAGAGCUACAGGCGCGCACGCAGGCAGCGAGCGUCAAAGGUAGAGAAGCAGUGAAUUUUAGUCAUUCUGUUUGA